Molecule: messenger RNA, 339 nt
Organism: Entrophospora sp. SA101
Lineage: Eukaryota; Fungi; Glomeromycota; Glomeromycetes; Entrophosporales; Entrophosporaceae
Source: the annotation of a GenBank genome assembly
AAAUUGGUGGAUGAUAACUUGGAAAAAAUGGAAGCCGCGUUGGUCAUUGACUUGAAUAAAGCUAAAUCUUCACCAUUAUCCUCACAUGUUGACGAUGAGAAUACUAAUUUUUACAGAGAUACAACACCACCACCACAAUCAGGGAAAAAAAUGGCUUAUGCAGUUCAUACUUCAAUUUUAACAUUAAAAGAAGGAUUUGAAGGACAAAUGACUGAAAAUUCUAUUGAAAUUGGAAUUAUUGGUGGUGAUACAACAGGAUUUAUGGAAGGCAAGGAACAACCAUUAUUUAGAAAAUUGUCUCCUUCAGAAGUUAAAGAUUAUUUGGCUAAUAUAGCUUAA